This is a messenger RNA of Siniperca chuatsi (mandarin fish), 2232 nucleotides long. It is a transcript of the gene ino80c, whose product is annotated as INO80 complex subunit C. The transcript has 5 exons. The coding region runs from base 122 to 730 and encodes 202 amino acids. Lineage: Eukaryota; Metazoa; Chordata; Actinopteri; Centrarchiformes; Sinipercidae. Gene Ontology annotation, biological process: chromatin remodeling. Gene Ontology annotation, cellular component: Ino80 complex. The record is from RefSeq and is a predicted model, not a curated record.
GAAACAAUUCCAUAUCCGGGUGAAGCGAUGUUUACGAUACGGAUGGUAGACGGCUAAUGCUAAGUAUCGAGAGAGAAAGCAGCAUUUGCAUCGCCUAUUACAGCCACUUUGCUCACCACAAAUGGCAUCUCAGAUCCCCAUAACCGUCAGGGCCCAGCCGGCAGCCGCCAGCUCUGCCGCUCUCCGGGGGAAGAAACGUCCGGGUAGUCCGGCGGUUUCUGCCGCUCCGCAGGUCACCGGGAGCACCAGCAGCAAGAAGAAGAAAGGACAGCUGACAGCGACACCAACAACACAGACACAGAUAACAGCAGUGGAGUCGGUGGCUGAGGUGAAGGCAGGGGCAACAGUUGACAGCGGUCCAACUCCCACCACAGAGUCCACAGCAAAGCCUCCACCAUUCAAAGACCCUGCAUUUAUGCACUCUGGGAUUGGUGGAGCAGCAGCAGGUAAAAAGAACAGGACCUGGAAGAAUCUCAAACAGAUUCUGGUUUUGGAGCGGACUUUACCCUGGAAGCUCAAUGAUCCCAACUACUACAACAUUGAUGCCCCUCCCUCCUUGAAGCCAAGCAAGAAAUACUCUGACAUCUCUGGACUCCCAGCAAACUACACAGACCCUCAGACGAAGCUACGCUUCACAUCCUCUGAAGAGUUCUCCUACAUCCGCCUGCUCCCUACUGAUGUUGUUACUGGCUACCUGGCCCUUCGAAAGGCAACUUGCAUCGUACCCUGACAGCUGAACAAGGCUUGAAACCUGAAACAGGUUCAAACCAGAACUGAACUUAUGUUAGUGUAGGAAGCUGUUGGGCCAGCCAGGAGACUCUGAGAGAGAAGUUGUGAACACCACUGAAAGGACAACUGCUGGAGCUCACAAGCUGGCUACUGCUGGAUAUUUGCACUGCUGUCUUCAAGAAGGCAAUCUGAGUCAUAAAUCUGUGACAAAAUAAAUGCAACAAAUGUGAAAUUUCUGGGGUUUUUUUCCCAUUUAGAAAAACAUGGACAUAAUAUCAGAAAGUGUUUACAAGUUAAUUAAAAAGUCAGAAAUAAGAUAUUCUUUUGCUUAUUUGUUAAAAUACAUUUCCCACUAUCUUUGAUGAUAUUUUCCCAUUAAGUGUUUGUAUAAACCGUGGGGCAAGUUUUGGAGCUUGGCAUGGAUUUGCUCCUGCUUAAUCCUUGGGGAACAUACAGUUGUUUCUCAAGUACUGAAUACAAGCAUUACUGGCUAGGAUGCUGUAUGCCCCUUUGUGGAAGAACAUCUGUUUCCAGUGGUGUAAAUUCAGUCAGGUUGGGGUAGAGAAAGGUUGUAGAAAAGCUGUUGGAAGGAGUUUGUCCAUUUCAGAUUGACUGUCAGUUACUUUUUUAUAAGGAGCCCAUUAAAGCUAACUUGAAUUUAUUUGGUGUUAAAGUUCUUUUUCAUAUGGGCUUUUUUUAAAUGCUUUGUAUAAAUAAACAUUUUCUCAGUUGAAAAUGGAGACAGACAUAAUUGCUGGCUGAUUAGUUUCAAUCUCAAUGUUCCUUAUAUGACAACCUUUAAUCACACUUGUUGGAUUUUGAUAUAAAACACUCCUUUUGGUAAUGUGGGCCUUAACUGAAACAUGCACACCUGCUACUGUACUUAGCUGUUUCUGGGAUCUUUUCUUAUAUGCAGUAGCCUGCAUGUAUGUAAGCUAUGCAAAUGUCACUGGGCCAAGAGUCACCAAGCAGGCCUAAUUUCACUUGUGUCAUAUGUAAAUGUAGAAUUGGUUCCACAUGGUUCUAAUUCCACAGCUGCAUUUGAUGUAUGAUUUGCUCUCUGACUGGUAGAGUGAGGAUGUCUCAUUAAUCACACAUGGCAGGCAUCCAGGAUCAUUUCCAUGGUAUAUUUUAUGCUAUUUUUCACAAACGUGAUGAAUGAGGACCAGAAUAUUUCUCAUGGUAAUGAUCCCUAUUAUGCAAAAACAGACCAGGAGCUUGUGAAAAUUACAAAAGCCCUGUUUAAAAAUCAAUCCUGCGACCUCUAUACAGUAUGCGUCCUUACCUGUUGAGAUGGGGAGAUUUUAAAUAAUAAUUCUUAAGCUUCUGCAAUUCUUUCUUGAUGCUUUGUUUACACAGGCCCUGUGAAUACACAUUGAACAGUUGUCUUUGUUCACAAUAAGUCAGCUGUGUGUUUUACCAAUAAAGAAUAAUAAGGUAAUGUGUUACCAUUGAAGGAUAAGAUCCCAUUGUUGCCCAAACUAUUAAAAACACAUAAAUGAG